This is a messenger RNA of Carassius auratus (goldfish), 3084 nucleotides long. Its product is annotated as junctophilin-3-like. Lineage: Eukaryota; Metazoa; Chordata; Actinopteri; Cypriniformes; Cyprinidae. Bases 360 to 2723 code for a protein of 787 amino acids. The record is from RefSeq and is a predicted model, not a curated record. The transcript has 5 exons. Gene Ontology annotation, biological process: regulation of synaptic plasticity. Gene Ontology annotation, cellular component: junctional membrane complex; endoplasmic reticulum membrane; plasma membrane.
GAACAAGGCGCAUGGCUGGCGUGGUCCCACUUUCAUCACUGAGAAGCAACUGCAGGAAAGCAAGCAAUUUGUGAAUAAAAAGCUUCACUCCUGGAGGAGGAUGGUCUGAGAGGGCUCAAGCUGCUCCUGCCUAGUUUGACAGGAGGGGACUACUGCCCGGGAGGGCUCCUCUUUUUUCUUUUAACUUUUUGCAUUAUUUUUUUAGGCAACAAAAAAGGGAGCGUAUACAGUUAUUUUCCUUUCCCAGUAUUCUACCAAACACCCCAGCCCCAUUUCCAAACCUGAUUUUGUUUGGGUCUUACUUACUUUUUCUUUUUCUUUUUUGAGAUUUGGGGUAUUUGCCAAAACCUAUUUCAUGCAUGUCCACUGGGGGCAGGUUCAACUUUGAUGAUGGGGGAUCAUACUGUGGAGGGUGGGAAGAGGGAAAGGCCCAUGGCCAUGGCAUCUGUACAGGACCCAAGGGCCAAGGCGAGUACGCAGGCUCUUGGAGCCAUGGCUUUGAGGUGGUGGGCAUCUAUACCUGGCCCAGUGGGAACACCUAUCAGGGGACAUGGGCGCAAGGUAAGCGCCAUGGAAUUGGAGUUGAAAACAAGGGCAAGUGGGUUUAUAAAGGCGAGUGGACACAUGGAUUUAAGGGACGCUAUGGUGUGCGGGAAAGCACAGGAACCAGUGGCAAAUACGAGGGUACAUGGAACAAUGGCCUACAAGAUGGAUAUGGAACAGAGACAUACUCUGAUGGAGGGACAUACCAGGGCCAAUGGGUGGGUGGCAUGCGGCAUGGAUACGGCGUACGGCAAAGCGUUCCGUAUGGCAUGGCGGCCGUCAUCCGUUCACCCCUGCGUACCUCCAUAAACUCUCUGCGCUCCGAGCACAGCAAUGGCACAGCUCUGCUGACUGGCGAUCGGGCGCCUGUGGCUGGCAUGGGGGGUGGCGGUGUUCUAGCAGCGGGCAGCCCGGCUGUAUCCCGCGGAGGCUUCGUUCUGAUGGCCCACAGUGAGGCAGAGCUAUUGAAGAACAAAAAGAAGGGCCUGUUCCGCCGCUCACUCCUGAGUGGUCUCAAGCUGCGAAAAUCCGAGUCCAAGAGCUCAUUAGCCAGCCAGCGGAGCAAGCAGAGUUCCUUCCGCAGCGAGGCCGGAAUGAGUACGGUGAGCUCCGCCGCAUCUGACAUCAACUCAACCAUCAGCCUAGGCGAAGGGGAGGGUGAGCUGCCAGUAGGCGAGGAUGAUGUAGACGCCACUACCACCGAGAGUUAUGCUGGCGAAUGGAAGAACGACAAGAGGACAGGAUGCGGGCUGAGCAGGCGUUCGGAUGGACUGCAGUACCAGGGCGAGUGGUUGGGCAACAAGAGGCAUGGCUACGGAUGCACCACCUUUCCUGAUGGCACCAAAGAGGAGGGCAAAUACAAACAGAACAUGCUUGUCAGCGGCAAACGCAAGAACCUCAUCCCACUACGUGCCAGCAAGAUCCGCGAGAAAGUGGACAGGGCGGUCGAAGCAGCGGACAAGGCCGCAGACAUUGCAAAGCAGAAGGCAGAGAUUGCGCUCUCAAGGACAGCUCAUGCCAGAGGGAAAGCCGAUGCCGCGAUGACAGCAGCGCAGAAAGCCCAGGAAGAGUGCAGGCUGGCCCGGAUCACCGCCAAAGAGUUCUCCCCCUCUUUCCAGCACAGAGGAAACAGAGUGGAGUGCCAGCGACCCAAACAGCAGAACUCGAGCGAGAACGAUGUGGAAGUUAUCUCUAGUGGGACCGCGGAUAGCACUGAGCUCUACAUGAAGGGCUCCACACCCCCAGACCUUACCCCAGAUCUGAGCCCCACUCCCAGUCGGCCCUCCACGCCUCCCCGAAGCCCGACCACCAAAUCUACCCACCGCACCAAAAGCGCCCGUUUUCUGCGACAAACUGCAGUGGACGAAGAGCGUGGAGGAACUCAAGAGAUCCAGGUGCUGAUCGAGGGGAGAGGUGGUGGUGGUUCAGGUGGAGGUGGAGAGUACCUGAGGGCUAACAGUUGGAGCGAGGACAAGCAUCCCUCCCGUGGGGGCAGUAGUAGAGGUGGUAGUCGGGGGAGCAGCCGUUCCACAACUCCUUCAGUGCAAGACGAGGUACGGGUUGGAGCGACACGGGCCAAUGGCCACAAGCACUCCUCCAAUCAUAAGCCUCGAGACCACAGCUCCUCGAAUCACAAAACCCAACGGGAAAGGAGGUCAGACAGACCCUCAUCUUCCUGGACAUCUCAACGGGUACAUGGAGACAGUUUGGCUCAUUCCCGUCUCUUAGAGCAGGAUGAGGAAAAACUGAGCAAUUAUGAAAUGGAGAUGAGGCCGUUGCAGCCAAUGGACUCCCAUAACUCCCAAAAGCCCUGUGGGCAUGGGGAAGAGUGGCACAGUCACUCAGAGUCCCGUGGACAUACACAGCGACGGGGUAAAAAUCGUGACCGGGAACAGGAUGUCCGGGAAGCCUCAGGGCCCAGGGACGCCCAGGGGGGGCCGGCUCUGGACUCAGUGCAAAAGUUGGACAGUCUACGAGUGGGGGAAAAGCUAGAGGCUCGGCCCCUCCGUAGGGACCUCACACUCUCACCCCCACAGAAAUCCCCACCUAUUGCACUACAGCACGACGAUGAGAAUCACUCUCAGCUCAAAGUGAACUCGGGCUCCAACUCUAUUCUGGUAGUCAUGGUGAUUUUGCUCAACAUUGGAGUCGCCAUUUUGUUUGUCCAUUUUUUUAUUUAAACUCUGCAUUGCCUAUCAACUCCUCUUGUCCAGCUACACUUUUAUCAAAUCAAUACUAGUGUCCUCACAACUGAUCUGGUUCCGGCCCGUUUUUUUUUUUUUUUUACAAACUACCAGUGUACUUCUAUUGAAGUUACAGGACGUCAAUACGAGGACUGAGGAAGGCAACGACACAAAACUGGGCUCAGCAGUUCUGUCUGCUUUUCUGUCUCCAAAGAGCUCGUUUUGAUUUCUUUUCUUUUGUUAAAUCUGAAAUAGUUACACGCACCCUUUUGAACUUCUAGUUUUUAUCCUAUGUAUUCAUUCACUCAUUAAUCCUGUUAUAAAUUGAUAUACUUGUUUCUCUUUUUCAUAUUCCUUA